AGCAAGCAAACACUCGCUUGCUCUCGCCUUCGCCUCGCAUCCAACCUAGGGCAUUCCAUCCACCCGACCUCCUCGCCGUCGCCGUCGGCAGUCCGCGUGCGGCAGCAGCCAUGUCGGACGUCAGCUGCGGCUGGGAUUUCCUCGAGGGGGCGGGCCCCGACCUCACCGCCUCCGUCUUCUGCCUCCUCGACCACCCCGCCGACCUCGUCCGCGCCGCCGCCGUCUCCCGCUCCUGGCGCCGCUGCGUUGUGGAGAGCGGCCUGUGCAAGAGCCUGUGCCUGAAGAUGUGCCCGGAGGCGGCCAUCUUCACCAGCGCGGUGGAGAUGAGCAGAUUUCCUCCUCCUCCACCACCGACGGCCGCCGAGUCCAGCGGCGACGCCGCCCGGGCCACCAGGAGCCUCGAGAGCCAGUUCAGGAUCUACUCCUACCUCUGCGGCGCGCUCGUGCACUCCACCAGGCCCGACGCCGACUGCAUCCUGCACUGCGUCUGCGCCUCCAGCACCGACAACUACCAGGAGAUCAUGGAGAACACCCUAGAGCCGCAGGACCAGAUCGACCAUCAACCAUCCUACUGGUCCAGUCGCGGUCAGGACGACCCUGACGUGCCCGAGGCCCUCACCUACAGGCUGACCUCUAAUAUCUGCGUUAUCAGUGAGAUCAAGCUACAGCCGUUCAAAGCAUUCUUUCAGAUCGGCUUUCCCAUUUACUCUCCAAAGAUGGUACGGUUUCGGUUUGGCCAUUGCAAGCUUCCUCGUGGAACAGAACCAUUUUUCAUUGAUGUGGACGAGAACGAGGCAGUAAUCGCUGAUGAAAAUUUUGUGUGGACUUACACCUCGCCAGAGUUCCCUGUGUUGCAGGAAAAUAUUCUACAAUCAUUUAGACUUCCGCGCCCAAUCCUUUGCAUUGGUGGUGUGGUGAAAAUUGAACUGCUGGGCAGAGUUCAGAAGCAAGCAGAAGAUGAUAAGUACUACAUAUCUGUGUGCCAUGCUCAAGUGGUAGGACGUUCACUUUCGCCUGUCUUCAUGGUUGACAUCCCUUAUGCUGGUAGCUAUGCAGUCCUCAAGUACAUGCCAGGUCUGAGGAACCUAUGCACUGAGGACGUGAAGCUGGAAGAUAUCAGGGACUCCUCGGCGUGGCACUCACUAGUGGCCAGGUACAGGCAGAUGAGACAUUCGGCCGUAAUGGAUUUGCUUCGUAUCGAGCAGGGUAUGCAGCCCGUACCGUUGAUGGAAGAAGAAGAUGCAGGCGUCUCAGAUGACGACCCAUUCGAGUAGUCUGGGCUGCAGCCAGAGAAACUGCUUUUACUGCAGAACAUGUCUGUAGUCCUUGUGUAAACUGGUCGAGAACAUGUAGUAUAGUACCUAGUAGUGAACAUAUAGUCAAGUGGUUGUGGAAACAAGAGCUCCGAGUAAAGAGUUUAUGUCAUGGUGUUGCGGACGGUCUGUUCA
Molecule: messenger RNA, 1448 nt
Organism: Brachypodium distachyon (stiff brome)
Lineage: Eukaryota; Viridiplantae; Streptophyta; Magnoliopsida; Poales; Poaceae
Product: F-box protein At4g00755
Exons: 5
Coding region: 111-1274 (387 amino acids)
Molecular function (GO): protein binding
Source: RefSeq, a predicted model, not a curated record